Molecule: messenger RNA, 15046 nt
Organism: Podarcis lilfordi (Lilford's wall lizard)
Lineage: Eukaryota; Metazoa; Chordata; Lepidosauria; Squamata; Lacertidae
Source: the annotation of a GenBank genome assembly
AUGGCGGCCGGGCCCAGCAAGUCGGAGAUUCAGACCCUUUUCAAGCGGCUUCGGUCUGCGCCGCCCAACAAGGUACCGAGCGCGGGGAGUUGAGGCAGGAGGCUCUGGAGUGUCUCUUUGGCCGCUGUUCCCGAGGGCAGACGCCCGCCGGCCCAGCGUCUCCCCUCCCCACCGUCCCCUUCCGGUUCGGUUCUGCCACCGCCGCAGUGCCCCGUCCACCUGCGGCAGGGCUGGGGCCGUGAGGUUUGAGACCUUGAAGGAGGACGGCACCUGCGUCCCCUCAAAGCGCAGCGGCCCGUUUCAUCCCCGCAGUCCCCUCGUUUCAAGCUACAGGGUGGGGAAAGACUCGUCAUAGUUAGUCACUGGCGCCAGACCAGACAUACGGGCUCCCUAUAAGGAAGCUGGCCUGCUGUCCUUCCUUUCCCGGUGGCUCCCUCUUGGUCUUCCUCCUAGCUUCUCUUCUGUUUCUUGUAGUCCUGCUUUGACUGCGGUGCGAAGAACCCGAGCUGGGCCAGCAUCACCUAUGGAGUGUUUCUCUGCAUUGACUGCUCUGGGGUUCACCGGUCGCUGGGUGUGCAUCUCAGCUUUAUCCGGUGAGUACUAGGGUUUUGUUUGUUUUUGGAGGGGUGGGAGGUAAGAUGAGGAACGUGAGAGAUACAGGAUCCCUGCUUUAGUCGUACGGGGACCAACGAUCAACGUGGCUCAUUGUGUGCAACUCCAGUGUCUUGUGUAAUUGUGGUACUUAGCUUACUCCUAAAAUGGCUCUUGUGCAGUAAAACGUGUUUGAUUAGGUAAUCUUUGAGGAUCCUAAGAAUAGCCUAAUCCCCUUUCUCUCACUUGUUCAUUGUACUGCUGUUUGAAAACAGGCAGGAUAUUUAUAUAGUUCAUUAUACAGAUUGGUACUCACCAUGAAGUUGUUGCAAUAAGUGCCACACUUUUAACAUCUGGAAGGAAAAGUUGCUAUUACUGGGUACCCUUGAGUACCCCCAGAAAAAGCACUGUAAUAUAUUUGUGGUGAAGUUUGUUCUUGAUGACUUAGAGAUAGCUACUUUCGUAACAAGAGAUGGCUACUUUCGUAGUUAGACAAGUAUUGAAUGAACUUCUUUGUAAUGUUCCGUUCAUCUACAGAUGUAGUUAUGAUACUCAGAAAAUGCACUGCUGAUUGCUAUGAUCUUUAAAAAUUAUUUUGCACAUGAUGUGUGACUGCAUACAAGUUUGCACUAUUUACUUCUAUAUACUAUAUACUAUAUACUAUAUACACUAUAUACUUCUGCAAAUUGAGUGAUAGAUUUGUGUGUUUCUUUCUGGUAUUAUUGUCAUUUUAUAGGUGGCAUUAGUUAAUAUUUUGUGUUGUAGUGAGUGCAUGCUUGUUUGUACCUAUACAGCAUUUGAAGGGAAAUUCAAAAAGAGGGAAUCAUCAUUUCAGAAAAUGUUUCUGUUUGCCAUGCAACAAUCCUAGUGAUUAGCUAUGGAAGGAAGAGAGUUGCUAAAGGCAUUCCUUUGGUUAAAAACCUGUUUCCACACCAAUGGAAGAAAACAUUGGAGUUGGGGGCCGUGUUAGAAUUCUGUAAAGCUUCCUCCUUCCUUGGCAAUGUAUAAAAAUAACAACUGUUCACUGUAGUGCACUGAGACUGAUUUCAUACUUGAAUUUUCCACCACUUGACACUCCUCCACUGCUGUCUGUUGAAAGAUUUUACAUUUGAGGUGAUGUGCAAUGGUCAUAAAAGCUGUCCAUCUCUAACACUUGAUCUCUGACUUUAUUGCACUUUAUGUUAUAUAAAAACUGAGCAGUGAACAUGCUUGAACAGACCCUUUAACAUGUUCUCCUUUUUUGGCUGACUUCUAAUACAUUGAAGUAUUUGUCUCAUUUCAAUACAUUUGUGAAGCUUGAAAGCCCGCACUUACCCUUUACCUGACCUACUUCUGUGAGAGUAUCGGAUUACUCACACAGGCUAGCUAGCUAGCCCUAGUUCUUGUUCUUACAGUGUAAGCUCUUUGGCUCUUAUAAUAGUUCCUUACCUGAAAUGCUCUCUCUUUGUCCUCGGUGAACAGAAGGAAAGUAGAAUUCUGUGUUGGAGCAGGACCAUGCAAUUUUGGCAAAGCAAGAAGUACAUAGCUUCUUCUGGCUGCUGUGUCAUGUGACAGAAGUGAGAUAUUUGAUACAUAUUGAUUUCUGAGUAUCUCAUGGCUGACAGUACCAUACCAGGAGAAAUGAAAUUCAUACAUCUAGAGGAAACUUUCAUUGGUUAGAAGUGUAUCAGCUAGAAUCAUUUGUAUUUCUGUAUUUCUAUUUUAGUAAAUGAAUGUACAAAGUAUGGGUACAACAGCUUUCCCAAGCUCUGGAGUGCAUAAUUCUCUCUGGUGGUUUUCAUGGCCAUUUCUUCCUGUAUUUAUGAGCCUAUAGAAGUAUGUACACAAAUUAGAUAAGGCUUUGAAGAACAUGUCAAAGAAGUUUCUGCAGAGCUGCUUGACAGCAGUGCUAAAGCCAUUACAUCUAUUUCAACAGUACAAACACUGCUGCUGCUGCUUUUAAAAAUAUUUCAAAAUUGAUUUUCAAUAAAAAGAGCAUGUAAACAUAUCCUGUCCUACAACAGACAUCCCUUCCCCAAUAUUUUUUUUGUUGGGGGGGGGAGAAAACAUUAUUUCAGAGAGUACAAAUGCUUCUUUAAAGUAUUGUUGACCAGCACAUACUGAGAUUAGUUUUGUAUCUUUGAAAUUAGCCAUUUAUUUAUUUAGAAGCUUUCUAUACCGUCCCUCCUUUCAUUGGAUCAGAUUUCAGGGCACUGCUAAUGUAAUUCAUAAUACAAUUUCAAAAAACCAAAACACAAAAGAACAAAUAAAAGCUCAAAACAUGUUGAGACCUAUAUACUUUUAAAAAUACCUAGUUGAAUAAAAGUGUCUGAAUCUGGCAUCUAAAAGCUUGUAAAGUUGGCCCCAGGCAUUCCUCCUUGGGAGAUGGUAUUCCAUAGCCAGGGUACCACCACUGAAAAAACCCUCCUUUAUUGUUUCAUGGUGCACUCCUGAUAAAGAAGUCAGAGCAGGGCCUCAACAGAAGAUCCUAAGAGAAGCAAGCUGUCUUCCUUUGUGUGUGCUUGUUUUUCCCUAAUCCAAAAAAUUGUCCACUUGGUAUUUUUGUGUGUUUCUUGGAAAAAAAGAUAAAUGCAUGCUAGCUGGAUACAUCUGAAGAGUCUUUUUGCUCGUGUGCUCAAAACAUAUUCUCCUUGCCAACACUUUUGCAUCUGAAUUAUUGGGUACCCACUACCUUGUAUUCAGUCUGAAAUUAUUCUGGUUAACAGGCCAGACUGAAGGAGUUCAAACAGCCAAAUACAACUGGGUCAAAGCUCUGGUAACAACAUGAGCCACUGCCAGGGGUGUACCUAGAGGUUGGCCAGGUUGGCCCCCACCAAGGACGCAGGGUCAGGGAGGCACAAAAAUCACAUCUCUCCAUCUGGCUUGGAGUGGCUAGGAAUCUGGGCGCCCUCACCAGAGGAAUCCGGUUGCUGACAUGGGCCAUCUCAGCAACCCUGUGGUGCCCCCUUCCCAGUCAGAAGUGUGAGUGGAGUGCCUAGCAAGGCUUAGGGAAGAAAGACAUGGAGCGGGUAAGAGUUGCAGGAGGAGGAAAAUGGAAGGGAGGAAGGAGGCAGAAGGGAAAGCAGGGAGUGGAGGGAGGAAGGUAGACAGAUGGACCAAUGGAGGAGGAGGAGGUGUGGAGCAGAUCUGACCCUGAUGGCCACAAAGGGAGUCACUGGUGCAGUACAAAAGGCAAUGCAAAGCAGACUUUUUGAGUUUCUGGCCCUUGCUCUCUCCUGGCUAUAGAGGCACUGGUACAACAUCUCCUUGCCCAAGGGCACAAGGAAACCAAGGUACACCUCUGGCCGCUGCCCUCACCCGGAAACUAACAUGGGAGAUAUUUAUUGGUUUAGGGGCACUAACAGUAGUACAUAUAUUCCCAGAGAUCUGCUUCCAUUGUGUAUUAUGUUGUUCAAACCCUUCUGAGCCUGAUCUGGUGAACUUUUCUGAGAUAAUGACUCCAGGUUUUGUUCUCUUGUCAGGUCCACAGAGCUUGAUUUCAACUGGAGCUGGUUUCAGCUGAGGUGUAUGCAAGUGGGUAGCAAUGCCAAUGCGGUAAGGAGCCAUUUGAAGUUGAUGAUCUUUGGUUGCAUGCCUGGACCUUUUUACCAUUCUCCUCUUUGUCAUAGUCAGGUGGUUGGUGUUUUCUUAAUAAAUAUUUAUCAAACCUGCUUAUAAAAUAAAAGAACACGGUGACCUGUGUUCCUGAAACUCCUGCUUCCAAGAGAAAGCUGAAUUCUUGCAGGUCUGUGUCUGGAAUUGGGCCCUUUAGUUGCAGGAAGUCACCCGUUUGUUUCAUUUGCUCUUCAUUUUUCUAAUCUUGGACUUCAACUAAAUUUCCUCUCCACCCCGGCCAGACUGCCUUUUUCCGCCAGUAUGGUUGCACCACCACAGAUGCCAGUGCCAAGUAUAAUAGCCGCGCAGCCCAGAUGUACCGGGAGAAGAUCCGGCAGCUGGCAACUGCUGCGAUGGCCAAGUAUGGGAAUGAUGUAAGUGCAGAUGAGCCUCUUUGCUGUUGGGAAGGAUCAGGGACCAUGGUGCUUGCUACUGAAUACGACAAACUAUUUUCUCCUUUUCCAGCUCCUGAUCGAUGGGCUGAGUGGAACUCCAGGUCACUCCCCAGAAAAGAGUGAUGCCGAUUUUUUCUUGGAACAUACACAGGUGUGUUGAGCCAACUUGGAUUGCCCCUUUCCAGCAGAAACCUUCAUUGAUGGGGGAACUACAGGUCAUGAAUGCAUUUGAUCCAAAACUCUGUGACCUACAUAGAUCAAGUUGGGGGGGCCAUGCUGCUCAGUGGUUUGGACCUGCCAUAUUCACUAGGUUUGCCUCCUUGAGGUGGUUGUUUACAUUCAUACAUGCAAACUGGCCUGGUUUGCAUGUCACAGUAAUCAAGGUUUGGCUUGGAUUGUGGUGAAGAUCUUUCCUCCUUGACCACCACCUGUAACCUUAGGAAAAAUUUUGGCUACAGAUCGUAGUUAAGGAAGAGAGACCUUAAGCAUAGUCCCAGGUUCGAAUGACAAACUGAGCCAAACCCUAGCUGAGGUGCUGUGCUGACCUACAAAGCCUGAGGAGGAGCAAAGUAGCUGCAACCUCCUCUUUGGGAGCCAGUGCGUUCAGGCUAAGCCAUGAACUGACUUGGUGUGACAUGGCCACGGAGUCAGAUCAGUGGUCUUUUUGGCUCAGUCUUCUUUGAUUUGAGUGUUGGCUGUUCUCCAGUCAGAGGUGGUCUUCCUAGCCCCGCCACCCACAACCCUCCAACUGGAGAUGGACCCUGGGAUUCCUGUUCGUGCAGAGCCUGUGUUCUUCUACUACUUCUUCUUCCCUUCCCUUCUUCUUCUUUUUUUCUUGUUCACAAAGGAUAAGCAGGGCUCUUUCCUUAGCAUCUCCCCACCCUGACCUUGCUCAGGGGCAGUAUACUUCCAGAUACUGGAUCCUGGGUUCAAAGAGAUGAUUGCUUUUAGUUUCUGCACUGCUUCUGAGCUUCCUAGAAAUGGAGUUUUAAACUAGAUGAACUCUUGGUUUUGUUCAACAAGAUGAUUCAUAGCUUAUGUCUUUCCCGUCUAGAAUGCAUUCUCUCUAGUACAGGGGCAAGACUGGCAGAUUUCCACUUUGACUCUAAACUGGUGGUUCCAUUGAUUUCAGGGUACCAUCUACUUAAGCAUGCUUAGGAUUGUAGAGCUGGUCUCAAGGGAUUGGGUUUCCUUCUCCAAAACUGUUUCUUGCCACCGAGGAGAUUAUGUCUAAAGAUAUGGGAAAGCAUGGCCUGAGUCUUAAAUCGGCUUGGCUCCAGAUUUCCCCACAAGAAGCCACCUUGAGGGCAUGCAUUGUAAUACUUGAGAACACUGUUAAUGCUUACUGGGUGUUAUGCGUUUGAAAUGCAUAUCCUGUUAAGCAAGGGUUUCUGAGUUUGAUCUAUUUGUACUGUCCGAUCCAAAUUGUUGCAUCUUCCUGAGGGCCAGUUCAUUUUCUUUUAAGGAUUGUAAUACCUGGGAUGUGGUUGAAACAGGCCAGAGCACAGUGCAGCCUUCACUAGAAUUGGAGAGAACAGCAAAGUCUACUGAGAAUAAUGAAGUUCAACGUGAGUAUCGCUAUUUAGCUCCUUUGCCCCUUUUGAAUCUUCCUAGCCUGGCUGGAAAGACACUUGAUCUUGCUUGUUCUCAGGAUGGAUGAUGAGCAGAGGAUCUGUGCAGUGUAACACAUGAGUCAAUAUAGAGGAUUGAAGAAUUGCUUCAUUGUUGCAUGCAUGUUGUGGCAUCUCUCCACAACGUUUGGCAGCCAUACCCAUGUUCUCUUGAAGUGAACAUUUUAUUUUUCUCUUGGAAAAGGGUGUUUACGUUGCGUGACUUAAGUUAAGGAGUCCUGCAUUUCCUAUGCGGCCGCCGAGACCAUACAACACCGGUCUUGAAAGACCUACAUUGGCUGGCUCCCAGUACGUUUCCGAGCACAAUUCAAAGUGUUGGUGCUGACCUUUAAAGCCCUAAACGGCCUCGGCCCAGUAUAUCUGAAGGAGCGUCUCCACCCCCAUCGUUCUGCCCGGACACUGAGGUCCAGCUCCGAGGGCCUUCUGGCGGUUCCCUCACUGCGAGAGGCCAAGUUACAGGGAACAAGGCAGAGGGCCUUCUCGGCAGUGGCGCCCGCCCUGUGGAACGCCCUCCCAUCAGAUGUCAAAGCGAUAAACAUCUACCUGACAUUCAGAAGACAUCUGAAGGCAGCCCUGUUCAGGGAAGUUUUUAAUAUGUGACAUUUUAGUGUAUCUUUCAUCUUUGUUGGAAGCCGCCCAGAGUGGCUGGGGAAACCCAGCCAGAUGGGCGGAGUACAAAUAAUAAAUUAUUAUUAUUAUUAUUAUUAUUAUUAUUAUUACUAUAGGGCAGGGGUGGGGAACCUCUGUCUUUCAGAAGUUGAUGGACUACAGUUCCCAUCAACCCACAUCAGUGAUGACAUUGCUUGGGGCUGAUGGGAGCUGGAGUUCAACAAUAUAUAGAAGGCCAUUGGUUCCCCACCCCUUCUAUAUAGAUUAAAAAGUAUCAGGUGUGUGGAAGCAGUUCUGUUGCUUGGAAUAUUCUUGACCAGGCACUCCCAAACUCGGCCCUCCAGAUGUUUUGGGACUACAGUUCCCAUCAUCCCUGACCACUGGUCCUGUUAGCUAGGGAUGAUGAGAGUUGUAGUCCCAAAACAUCUGGAGGGCCGAGUUUGGGGAUGUGUAUUCUUGACUGUCAGUGAGACUCUGGUGGUUUCUACUAGCUGUCCACUAAUUUCCUGCAGGGAGUUUUCUGGAUAGUAAGCAGUGGUCCUGGAGCAUCAACAUUUUGUGGGAUGAGAAAAAAAUCAUUUUAAUUGUCCAAGAUACUGGACACAAGACAUGCAUCUUCUUUGCUCUACCUUAGUUGCCAUUUUAAAAAAUAAGUGUGUGUGCUCUUGCCCAUAGAGCCUGACCAGGGUCCAUCUAUUGACCUGCUGAGCACUUCUCCUAAAGGAUCUCUUGGUAAGUGUAAGCUCCCUUGUUUCCUAUUAUGUUAAACAUAAUGUCUCAGUGGCUCACCAUUUAAUUUGAGUAGAUGGUCUGCAUUAACAACAGAGUUUAUUUCAGAUGCUGAAUCAGGUAAGGGAGGCCAGAGCUUCUGACUCUGGAGAAGGAAUUGGGUCACUUCUAAAAGUUUGACUUUUGAAAAUUAGAACUAUAGAGUUGGAAUAUACCUAAAGAUCAUCUAGUCCAACUGGCUGGUAGAGGAAAUUGGCCGUUAGGCAUAAAAUUAGAGAAUUGACCCUUCAGUGCAGGAAUCUCAAUCCCCUCAUCCAAUUUGAAACCAUGCCAGAUGGGUGAUCCAACAUCUGCUUAGAGAUUUCUAACAAAAGAGAGUCUCUCACUUCCACACAAGUAUGUUCACCUGUCAGCUGCUUGUUCCAUCAGGAAGCUCUUCAUAAUUUUUAGUCACAAUCCCCUUUCUUGUAAUUUUAAUUUGUUGGAUUGGACCCUACCCUCCAGAGCAUCAAAAAGCAAAUCUGCUGCAUCAGUAUAACGGCCUUCAAAUAUGAAGAUGACCAUUCAUCCUUGCACAGAAUUAAGAAAAAGAUUUUAUUCAAUAUUGGAGACUAUUCCCAUAUAUGGUAUCAGCAUACCAUAUAUUCUGCAAUUUCUGGAUGGCCUGUUCCUUCUGACCUUGAGAUCCCAGUGUUUGUUUAGGUCAAAAGCAAAAAUUCACCAGGGGGACUGGGGUAGUAUCGAGUGAAUAAAUGCAAAUUAGAACUAUUAUUGACUUAUUUGUUAAGAAGAACUAGCUAUUAUUGAAGACUAUGAUCUGAUUCUGAUUUUAACAAUCCAGUCUGCUACACCGUGGUGUAUUGGACCAGGAAUAGUUACAUGCAUGUUUGCUGCUCCUCCCCAUAUCCAUUCAACUUUGGCAAAGAUACCUUGCAUUCUAACCACAGUUUCCCUUGAUGUCAAAACAGGGAAACUGUACUUUACGGGCUCAAGAAUAUGAAACUAGAAUCGGACUUGGUUUGGAGGAGGACCUUAAAGCACAGUUUCUGGAUCAGAUGUCACUAUGAACUAGGUUGCCUUCAUCAAAGCAGUGGGGGGGAGGGGAGAAGGACAGAGAGAGCUUGCGUGCACAGGAUCUGUGCCUGGUCCGAUAAACCACAAUGUCUGAUUCCGGCCUAUAGAUGCUAGUAUCCUGUGCCUGCAAUUUUGCUUGGGCCUUCUUGUGGAAGAUGUGUUUCGAUCUCUCCUGAGCCCAGACUAUACCUAGAACGUACCAUUUUAGUUUCCAACAUGUACAUGUCUUUUUCUUCCUCAGACGCAUCCAUGUGUCUGUCUCGGCAAGGGGCUGCUCCUGCCAGAGGUAACUGGCUAAGGGCCUGCACUGGCUACUUGUGGUGCCUUGCCUCUGCCUUCUCUUUCUGUGGUUCUGCCUCCAGGCCAGGGGUUGUCUGUCUUGUACAUUCAAAUUGUCAUUUCAAGGAAGUUGAUCUUCCUCACUAGUGAAGUUGAGGAUCCAUCCUGCUCUUUGCUAUCUUUGCAGUCAGCCAAGUGGACACACGUGGCUCGUUUCAAAGAGGCACUUGCGUUGCUAACUGCUUUAGGAAUACUGAGCAGCCUCCCUAGCAAAUGCAGCUUCAGUCCUACAGCAGUGCUUUGUUGCCACUAGAGCUCUUCUCCAAGGCCAACCUGAGCUCAUGAGCUACCAGGCACCCUUUGGCUUCUCAAGCACCAGUUUUUUGUUGCAAUAUAUGUAACAUAUUGGGAAAUCAGUCUAGUUUUUCAAACCAGAUUCUUUGAAGCACCACUUCUUGGCAUGAUUUUAUGCUGCUUUUUCAACUCAGGAAGGGGGACCACAAAGCGGCUAAUCUGAAAUUGCAUGGUGUGGCCUGUCAUACUGCCUUUGGAUUUCUCUACGCUGCUGCCAGAGCUGUUGGGUGUAUUAACUAUGCAUCUGGCACACUUGGCAUAGCUUUCCUUGUGCCACAAAAGCCUUAAAUAACUGCUACUAGUGUUGGGACUAACAGCAGGUUUCUUGCUGUCUUUCAUGUCUGCUCAUUAUUUUUCCCUGUUGCAGAAAUAAAACCUUCACUCAUUGGAAAGAAGAAGCCAGGUGCUACUAAGAAAGGGGUAUGUCUGCUGAAAGGGACUUUGCCUCUCUAACUACACACAUUUCCUAUUUUCUGGUAAAGAUUUGUUCCCCAGUCCACAUCAACCCAGCAAAUGGCCUUGCCAUUUGCCUUGAGUAUCUAAUAAGGAUUUUCUCUAAUCAGUUUUGUAUUGUAUACUAUUUGUGGGUAUCAAUGCUGCCAGGGAUCUGCCUGAUUCUUGACUGGAUUUCAUUUCAGUGAUUGUACACACAACCAAAUACUGUGCAUGUAGAGAAAUAUUCAGAAUGAGCUUGAAAAAGCUGGGUGGGGGAGGCAGGGAGAGAUUGCAUCAUUGGUAAACUUAUAAAAUUUCAAACAUCAUAUGAAGUACACCAGACGAGUAAAUAGUGGAAUUGCAUAUAGCAAAGCUUGCAAAAUAGUGAGCAGCUGUUUAUCUCAGGUGGGGAACCUGCAGCCUGUAGGCCAAAUUUGGCCUGUGAGGCUAUUUUCCCCAAACCGUGUCUGCCUGACCCAUACCAUAUGAUGAGAUUUGUGGGGCAGUCAGAGAUGUGGCAAGUUUGGCUGCACAACCCAAGUUUCCUAUGGGGGGCGGACCUGCAUCAUGCAGGCCAUCUGCAAUCAUGUAGCCAACUUGAUUCUUGCAGUGCAAGUGAUCCCUUCCAGCUCUACAACUCUAUGGUUCUUUGAUCUCUGCAGAAACAGCUUGGCCAGCCUUGUGCUCAGCACUGGUAACUAAGCAUAGGGAUGGCAAAGCCCCUUGUGCUGCAGUUCCCAAGCCCUGUGUAAACAACUUUUAACAGGUGGGUUGCACCAAGCAACUGUCACAGUUGGUUUGCAGGGAUAGGGACAGAUAAGGAUCUGGCCUGCUGAACGCAAAAGGAUUCCCAUCCUUUAAAUCUUCCCUUUCAGCAUUUGGAGGGGCCUAUCAAAUUUGUCUUGAACUGGCCAGAUUUGUUCAUUGACACUCUCUGCGCCCCUUGCAUCAUUUGCAGUAAUUGAUCCUUUGGUUUUGCCAUUUUAAAGGCUCACUGUGGCUUUUCUUGGGACCUUUAUUCUGCUUCUGUUUCUUCCAGCUGGGGGCCAAAAAGGGUCUUGGAGCUCAAAAAGUGAGCAGCCAGAGUUUCACUGAAAUUGAACGACAGGCCCAGGUGGCUGAAAAGAUGAGGGAACAACAGGCUGCAGAGUGCAAGAAGCAAGCUGAGGAGUCCCUGUAAGUGAGGCACACUUGCAGCAUCCUCAAGUUAGGAUCUGAAUAUGUUUGCAUGCAGAGUUAUUGGGACAAGCUUCCUCUCAUAGGAAAACUUGUAUUUGGCAUGGAAUGAUGAAGCAAUUGGCACAUAACAAAGUCAGGACUAAAUAAGUGUUGUCCUGCCCAGGCCUGAGCUUUUUUGAGGGCGUAAAGUCUUUCCUGCUUACCCAUUUCCUAUUUCAGAAUGAUGAGAUAUGUGGGUAGUUUAUAUGUAUUCUGGACUCCCCUGCCAGUUUAUUCUGUUGUCUCCCUCAGAGUUGCCUCAAUGAGACUGGCGUACCAGGAGUUGCAGAUUGAUCGGAAGAAGGAGGAGAAGAAACUCCAGAACCUGGAAGGAAAAAAGCGUGAACAAGCUGAGAGACUGGGCAUGGGAUUGGUGUCCAGGAGGUAUUUGCUAUACAUGAAGAACAAAGAGAAUGUGCCGAGUGGGUAGAUUUUAGUGUAACAUCUGCCCCAAGAUCGCUUGGGGGUUUAGUUGCUGCUGUCUCAAUAGGCAGGAAGAUUGUGGUUCAAGAGUACAUCAUUGGUGAGCUGAGUUCCAGUCUACUCCAUUUGGAGUGGCUUGUGAAUCCUAAACAUUAGCCUUGAGUGUAAUCUACAUUUGCCCCAAUCAAAAGAUUACUUCUUUCCUGUAGAUCUUCAGCCUUGGGUGGCUCUUCUGCUUUUCCAUCUUGUAGAAUCUGAUCUGAGGUAUAAUGAAAUUUGUAUCUUUAGAAAAUGAGACACUGUCCUGGCUCCCUCACUGUUUAUUUAUUACCCACCCAGACUGUAUACAGCAAAAGUUUUAGCAAUGAGAAACCCCUGCUUGCAGUCAUAAGUCUCACAUCUGCUUUUGCCAUGAUCUCUACAUUCUGGCUAGCUCAGAGCACAGCCUUAAUGAAGUGAUGUAGCAGCCUUUCUGAAAAGCCAGAAGGUCUGGUUAGUGACAGGAUGGGAGGCUGCCUGCAGAAUUUGAUGAGUAACACCUUGAGUUCCUUUAAAGGGAGGCAGACUAGAUUGACUUGGGCCUUAUUUUUGAGCCAAUGUAGUUCUAAUGGUGAGAGGUAGGUGUUGGGCUCUGACAGUAGGGUUUUAUCUUGGUCUUCUUCCUCCUAGUUCCAUCUCGCACUCUGUCCUUUCCGAGAUGCAAAUGAUAGAGCAAGAAACACCAGUGACUGCAAAGUCCUCUCGGUCCCAGCUGGAUCUGUUUGAAGACACUGGAAGUUUCACAUCCGGACCACCCAAGUAAGACUGAGUGGCUGCAGUGCCAUUCGCUCUUGCCCAGCUUUUCUUUAUCUGGCCUAGAUAAAUCUCCUCUCAUUUUUUUUUUCAUAGGUACAAAGAUAAUCCUUUCUCAAUAGGAGAUGCUUUUGGCUCGCAGUGGGAAACAGAGAACACCUGGGGGAUUGACAAAGGGGAAGAGGAGACAGACAUCACUAUCUCCAGUAUUCGGCCCAUUGGUGAAAGGUAAAAGUGAUGAGUGGAGUCCCAUCUGGAAAGGAGUUUUUUGAAGGAACUGUUCAGGGACAUAUAUGACUGCUCUUUAACCGGCACCUAACAAAAAGGCCUCAUAGGCUUUCCCAAGGCAUUUUGCCUCAAGCACUUUCAAAAUGGCAUCGUAUUGUGGUCUGAUGGACUAAACUUCAGAGAUGAGGGUUCAAAUUUCCACUCAGCCAUGAAGCUCCCUAGGUGACCUUGUUUCUCAGCCUAACCUAUCCCACAGGGUGGCUGUUAGGAUAAAACAGGGAGGGAGAGAAACCUAAUGUGACACCCGAAGCUCCCAGGAGGAAAGGUGGGGCAUAAAUGUAAUAACAACAACAUUUGCAAUCAAUAUGAAUGAAUCUCAGAGCAAUGCUUUGACUAAGCCACUGAGAAAUGCUGGUUGCUUGAGUGAUGGUCGCUCUGCUGCUGCUGAGAUUAGGGGGCUUUUGUCUUUGUUUAACUGAGGAAAAUAGUGACCAGGUUUACACACUGCAGAAACCAUAGUUUAGAAAAACGAUUCACUAAACCUGUGGCUUAAUGUGAACAAGCAAUGUGCCUUAAGCGUGCUGCUGAAAGGUUCUCACUGCACUCCCUGCCUGCUCCUGCUCCUGCUUCUGCUGUUCUGUGGACAAAACAAGCCAGAGUUUGGCUUCUUGUAGCUUCUGGGUCAUGGCCUGAAAUUUGUCUCCAAACCACAAGCAGUAACAAGGGUUUGUUCUUGGCUAGCUACUUGUGGUUUCUUCGGGGGAAACAUACCCAACUCUGCCUGGUGUUGACUGUGGCACAUCAGGAACGGGAAGAGUGCUGUGGAAACUUUGGAACAGCCUGCAACAUGACACACUGCUUAUUCAUUUAAAACUGGCUGGGUUUCAGCUAUGGUUUAAUGUGCUGUGUGAAUCAAUCCAGUGUAUGACAUAGCUGUUAGCUGAGGGGGCUUAUGACAUCCAACUAACUUGGAGUUGAACAGAUGCGGUUCCACUUUCUCGCCAUGGUCGAAUACCUGUGCACUGGGUUGUGACUCUGAAUUGCUGUUACAGGGCUUUCCUUUCUCCUCCACUCAGACCCACCAACAGAAGAGAGACAGAGAGCAAGAUCUCAGUAGUAGAGUCUAGUGAAGCUCGACAGAAGUUUGCUGGGGCCAAAGCCAUCUCGUCUGACAUGUUCUUUGGGCGGGAAGCUGAUGCUGAGGCAAGUGCUGGAUGAUUUCUCUGUCUUCAGGCUGUUCCCACCUAUCACCUGGCAACCACCAGCUUCUGUUUCCUGCGUCUUAUUUUGUUUUCUCUUUCCAGUAUGAGGCCAGAUCCCGACUCCAACAACUCUCUGGCAGCAAUGCCAUCAGCUCUGCUGAUCUGUUUGGAGAGUCUGAGACAGGGAACUCGGGUAUGUCAGCAAACAACUUGAGAGACGGGUUUUCUUCUGUCACCAAGGGGCUGGUGUGGCCCUUAACACCUAUUACUCAGAAAGGGAUGGGCUCGGCUGGCUUGAGUGUCAAAUCAUGGAGCAGAUUACAUAUCUGACUCAGGGUUACAGGAUCUCCUAGCGGAUUUCCCAACCUAGGAUCUCAGCCAGCAAGGCCUCUUCCAUAAGAUGAGCAUCUUUCUCAUACAGAAGAACUCUCUGAUGGUGUUGUUUUUCCUUCCGCCUCUCUAGGUGGCGUUUCAAUUGGAAAUGUACUGCCUGCUGCUGAUAUUGCGCAGUUCAAACAAGGGGUGAAGUCUGUUGCUGGCAAGAUGGCUGUUCUAGCCAAUGGUGUGAUGAAUUCCCUUCAGGUGAGGUAGCACGCCUGUUGUGUAGUCAUGGCAAGAGGCUCUAAAUGCCUCACGCAGAGUUCAAACUCUGAUAGUGAAGGUUACAAUCCUGGAAGCCAUGUGUGAUGUCUUGUCUCUGGCUUUUGUUUCGUUCUCAUUCAUGUAGGGGUCAAAAAGUUUCCAACACUUCUAAAGCAGCUAGCUGGUCAGUCCACUAGAAGAUAAUAAAUUACUGCACCAUGUAUGCUAAAUUUAAAUUCCCAGCUUUUGCAAAGCUACUUGGACUCAGGUAGAUGAUGCAAACAUAUGCAAAGUAACUGGUGUUUUUAUACUUUGUAGUUCUGGAACAGAAGUUAAGACGCAAACCUUAAUUCAGGCCUCAUCCACACUUAAACGCUGUGUGUGCAAACCUCAAGCUCACCUGCUUACACACUUGGGCUGUUCCCCUAAUGCUCCUGUGCGAGGAGCUGCUUUUGUCAAAUGAUGGGAUGACAGGGGCUACAGCCAGUUCUCAUUCUGAUCUUUUCUCAUGUUAUUGGUGAGAGCAGCUCCUUGCUUACAGUGGAGAUAUUGCAUGAUCUGAGAUGGCAGCAUGGAAAUUCUCUGCCAGCAAAAGUAACCUUUUACAUGGUUCAUAAGCCUCUUAUUCAGAGCUUAGUAGGAUGGGCUUGCUUUUGUCAUAUCCGCUUGCGGGUUUCCCCAUAUCUGGUUGGCCAUUAGAGAACAGGAUGCUGCACUAGAUGGGCCAUGGACCUGAUCCAGCCGGCACUUUUAUGUCCUGAUAUUUGGCCUGAAGUUUUAACUGUUUGGUGGGGUUAGCGGCUGUAUUCAGGUGCCGAGAAAUGUGGCAUCAUUUCUGUGGGCAAUGUGCUAAGUUGCCUCUUUCUGUCCUCCCUCUCCCACCUCUUAGGAUCGCUAUGGCUCAUAUUGA